Molecule: messenger RNA, 2139 nt
Organism: Microbotryum saponariae
Lineage: Eukaryota; Fungi; Basidiomycota; Microbotryomycetes; Microbotryales; Microbotryaceae
Source: the annotation of a GenBank genome assembly
AUGACACCUCGACUCUUUGUCCCGGCUCUGGGAGGAAGUCGUCUCACCCGCCAUGUACUCCGCACGACCGUUCCCCGAUCCACAAGCAUGGUCCUCGCUCAACGUCAUUCAUUAUGCACCUCCUCCCGAGUCCUCGCGAUGCCCCCACCAUUGAAAGGGAUCAAAGUGCUCGACUUGACGCGCGUUCUGGCCGGUCCGUAUGCGACGAUGAUGUUGUCUGAUUUAGGAGCAGAUGUAAGUCCUCGAACCAUCGUGGGCGGAUUGGGAUGAUGGACUGGGGCCCCGCCUUUUGGAGCGCUCAGUCCGAGAAGCUGAUUCUCUCCGUGAGGUGGAGUUUUUUCAUAUUAGGUGUGGAAGAUUGAACAUCCUACACGAGGAGAUGAUACAAGAGCAUGGUACGCUACCCAUCCCCGCAACCUCCCACCCCCAUUCUCGAUCCGCUCAUCAUUCCCACCUGAAUGACACCCGCACCCCUGUAGGAACCCCCCGUCCGCACCCCUGAUCGACCUCCCCCCAACACCUCCGACCUCCCCAACUUCCAAAGUCCAGCUCAGAACAGACGAUUGGUCCAAGCUACCCCCCGAAUCGACUUACUUCUUACAAGCGAAUCGCGGGAAGCGCUCGAUUGGGAUCAACCUCAAGCAUCCGGAGGGGCUCAAGUUGGUGCUUGAGUUGGUCAAGAAGGCCGAUGUAUUGGUACGUAAGGGCUCAGUAUGUGUGCUUCAUCUUAAGUUAUAUACUCACUUCAUGCUCGAUCCACUGGACAUGCAUCUCAGGUCGAGAAUUAUGUCCCCGGAAAACUCGCCGAGCUGGGCCUCAGCUACGAAACGUGCAAGGAGUUGAACCCAAAGUUGAUCUACGCGUCCAUCUCGGGUCAGUGAGCUGUACAAGGUCAUUCUCUCCUCUUGAACUGAACCUGAGUACAUGAAUCUACAACAGGCUACGGACAAACAGGACCUUAUGCUGGGAACCCAGGGUACAUCAAAAAAGCUUUUUGCCUGCGAUCGAACUGAGAAGGUUUCUUAAAUUCCUAACGUUCUGCAUUCCUCAUCAGCUACGACGUCAACAUUGAAGCCGAAGCAGGUCUGAUGCAUAUCACCGGCGAAGCUGAUGCCCCUCCCGUCAAAGUCGGUGUAGCCAUCACAGGUACGGACUCGUAACUUUAGGCGCCCUGGAUUUCGCGCAGAUUUCGAUUCUCUCGGAACUGACUGACGCCUUCGUAUGCGCCUGCAGAUUUGACAACGGGUCUUUACCUCAAAGGCGCCGUCUUGGCAGCCUUAAUCUCGCGAUCUCAAACGGGGAAAGGGGUUUGGAUCGAUUGCUCGUUGUUUGAUUCUCAGGUGAGGAAGGAUCACUCUCUCGAGUCGGGGACGGACAGCGGUUCUGAUUACAGAGGGUGUCUUGCUUGCAGAUCGCUUCCUUGGCAAAUGUGGCUUCGAAUUAUUUGAUUGUUGGUCAGGAAGCGACGAGGCAAGGGACCGCGCACCCUUCGUGAGUUUUCACACCUCUUAUGGGAAACUUGCCAAAUCUAGUUGACGGCUGAUGUGCUCAUCCCUUCAGUAUCGUACCUUAUCAAGUCUUCCCUACACAAGAUGGCUACAUCAUGAUCGGUGCAGGGAAUGGUAAGUUUUUCGUCCCACUGAACCGAUGGCCUCUCCUCCCGCAACUCAAGACUCAAGCUCCGCCCUUUCACCCCCCACAGAUUCCCAAUUCAAGAAACUCACGACCUUGAUAUCCCAACCCGAACUUUCCGCCUCCCCAGACUACUCCACCAACGCCCUGCGCGUCGCCAACCGUUCGACGCUGAUCCCCCUCCUCAAAAAGACCUUCCAAUCCCGUUCCACCUCCUCCUGGCUCACCCAUUUCAAAGGCGGUGGAUUCCCCUUCGCCCCCGUCAACAACAUCGCUCAAACGUUCGCUCAUCCCCAAGCGAAAGCUAGGAAAGUGACGGUUUCGGUUCAACACCCGAGGGCGGGUAAAAUUGAUUUGUUGGCUCCUGCUGUCGUUUAUGAUGGCGAGAAGAUGAAGGUGCAUCGACCGCCGCCUGUUUUGGGGGAACAUACUGUUGAGGUGUUGAGGGAGGUUUUGGGGAUGGAGGAUGGGGAGAUCAAGAUUUUACAGGAUGGUGGAGUCGUUUGA